AUGCACAUCGCCAUUCCGUUGGGCGUGCGCGGCCUCCAAUUCUUCAUCUCCCUGACCAUCCUCGCCCUCGCCGCGGCGCUCAUCAAUGAACAAGUCAUCGGCGAAGUCCCCGUCACGACGCGCUACACCACCUUCACAGGCGGCUUUGGCAUGAUCGUGUGCGGGAUCGGUGCCGCCGCCCUGUUUGUGCACGCCAUCCCCCCGCUGGUGCCCGUCGUCUUGGACGGCCUUAUGGCAAUCUUUUUCCUCGCGGGCGGUAUCUCCUGGGCCAUCGGCCUCCGCGGCACAGAAAGCUGCAGUGAUGGCGGCGACAUGCUGCUCAAUGACCUUCUCAACCGGGGACGCAUCGGCUCUGGGGACGACGCGCGGUACGGCGUGAUCGGUCGGGAUGACGACGAAAACGCCGUGUUCAGAAAGCUGCAGAGCACCUGUCAACGGGCCCGUGCCGACGAGGUGCUGGAGUUCGUUGCCUUUGCCAUGGCCAUCGGGUUGGUGGGUCUGAGUUACUUGAUGAUGAGGAGGGGAAGUGGACGUGCAAUCGUCUGA
Messenger RNA from Canariomyces notabilis, 546 nucleotides. RefSeq lists its product as uncharacterized. NCBI's taxonomy places the organism in Eukaryota, Fungi, Ascomycota, Sordariomycetes, Sordariales, Chaetomiaceae. The record is from RefSeq and is a predicted model, not a curated record. Bases 1 to 546 code for a protein of 181 amino acids. The transcript is spliced from 3 exons. Gene Ontology annotation, biological process: protein localization to plasma membrane; eisosome assembly. Gene Ontology annotation, cellular component: eisosome; plasma membrane.